This is a messenger RNA of Lates calcarifer (barramundi perch), 956 nucleotides long. Its product is annotated as kinectin. The record is from RefSeq and is a predicted model, not a curated record. Gene Ontology annotation, cellular component: meiotic spindle pole; nuclear outer membrane; chromosome, telomeric region. Lineage: Eukaryota; Metazoa; Chordata; Actinopteri; Centropomidae. Gene Ontology annotation, molecular function: dynein complex binding. Gene Ontology annotation, biological process: chromosome localization to nuclear envelope involved in homologous chromosome segregation; spindle assembly; actin filament organization.
AACCUAGUAACCCGUAGUAACCUGACGGCGCGUGCCUUCCAUGAUUGGUAUGGCAGCUACACCUGCGGUAUAGCUACUACCGCCCUUAGUUUGGAUUUAGUUGCUGCAGGACGAGGGAGGAGUAAACCGGCACGAUGUUUGUCCCAGUGGAAAAUAUGACAUCGAAGGAGAUGCUUGAGAAAAUAGCUGAGCUGGAUUACAAUCAGAGCCAACUGAGGGACCUGAACACUCAGAUGAGGCACUGGCUGGAUGUUGCAGAUGAGGAUAUGGCAGUGCUGCGCUCAGAAAAUGUCGCCCUCAGAAAACAAGUGCAAGCCCUGGAGAAGAUUGUCAAUGAAGCACAACAGGUUGAAGCAGAGCCUUGCAGGGCGCUCCUGACCGAUGUCCUCGAUGUAAAGAGACGCAAUGAAGAAAAGAUUAAGAAAUUGGAAGAGGAAUCUACCAUGAUGAAGGAACAAAAUAAGAAACUAACCACAGAGCUAAAAAAUCUCAAGCAGGAACGAGAGCAGGACAAGCUCAGCUUGACCAAGUUCAAGGCUGCACUUAUAAAGUUUGAGUUUGAAAUGGAGGAGGCUCAGUCAGGGCUGCAGCAUAGGGAUGAAAUUAUUCAUAAGAAAAACAUGCAGUUAAAGCACUUGGAGGAAACUGUAGGAGAGUAUUCCAUCAUCAUAAAGGAUCUCAAGCAGACAAAUCAGGAGCUGAAGAAGCAGUUGGAGGACCGACAGGAUGAGACUGCACUCUCUGCUCUGAAUGACCUGACGGAAGAAAAAGAAGGAUCACCCAGUCCUCCUCUAUCCUUCGCAGACGAACUUAAGCUCUUGGUGUCUUCAGAUGAAGUGAAACCCAGCACACCAGACUCCAAACGUCAAAGUCAUGAGGAGUCUGAGACUGAGGAGCUGCUGAAACCUCAAAGUCUCACAGAAGACCUUCACACCAACAGGUGUGCAAGGCUCUUG